AUGAAUAUGAUAUGCAGCAGUAGAUUCUCUCUCUGUCUGUUUCUAUUCACAACCUCCUUUUUCUCAAUUCACACAACAGACACCAUUGAUACUUCCCAAACAGUGAGCGAUUCCCGUGAUGACACUCUCAUCUCAUCCAACGGAGCCUUUGCGUUGGGGUUUUACAGCCCAGGGAGCUCCAAGAAUCGCUACGUCGGCAUAUGGUACAACAACAUUAAAGACAAGACUGUGGUGUGGGUCGCCAACAGAGACAAUCCACUCACGGAUCGAUCAGGUACACUCAGAGUCAUUGAACCAGGUGGCCGUCUGCUUCUUCUCAACGCUACAAAUGCUACUAUUUGGGCUGCUAAUGUAUCAAGCAGCGGCGUGCACACUCCGGUCGCACGUUUACUCGACUCCGGAAACCUCAUUGUCACAGAUGCUAACGAUGAGAAAAAUAUCGUCUGGCAGAGCUUCGACUAUCCAACCGACACUUUCUUACCAGGAAUGAAGCUUGGUAAGAAUUUCGUGACCGGCCAUGAAGUCUACAUCGCGUCAGCCAAGAACAACGAUGAUCCUGCAACGGGGAGUUUCACAUAUCAGAUCGAUCCCACUGGUUAUCCACAGAGUGUGAUCAAAGAUGGUGCCUCGGUCCGGUGUAAAUCAGGGCCGUGGAAUGGUGUCCGUUUCAGCGGCAGUCACAACUUGGUGAAGAACAUUAUUUUCACGUUUGGAUUGGUGAUAAACAAGGACGAGGUGUACUACCACUACACCCUCCUAAACGACUCCGUAUACAUGAGGUUUAAGCUGAGCGAGAGUGGUGAAGGACAGAGGUGGCUUUGGUCUUACCAAACCCAAAUCUGGUUACUUUAUCACACUAUUCCAACAGAUAACUGUGAUAUUUAUAGUGUGUGUGGUGCGUAUGGUGUUUGUAAUACUAAAACUUCGCCUUAUUGUUCCUGCUUGAAUAAAUUCGAGCCUAACGAUCCUCGAGGUUGGGGUGGUGAUGAUUUUUCAAAUGGAUGUAUUCGAAGAACCCCGUUGCACUGCCAAGAUGGAGAUGUUUUUCUCAAGUACUCUGGCGUUAAAUUACCAGACACGGAGCGUUCCUGGUCGAAUGCUAGUAUGAGUUUACAAGAAUGCAAAGUAGCAUGCUCGAAGAAUUGCUCGUGCACAGCGUAUGCAAGUCUGAACAUAAGCAACGGUGAAAGUGGAUGUCUACUCUGGUUCAGUGAGCUUGUCAACAUGAGAGAGAUAUCUCCUGGACAAGAUAUCUACAUUAGAAUGGCUAAAUCUGAAUUAGACUCGGGAAGUAGGAAACGAGGAAUACUUAUAGUGACGUUGUCAGUGGUAAUGGGGAUACUUGUGCUAGGCCUGAGCCUGAAGGUUUUGUAUUCUCGGAAAAGGAAGGAGGUGGAUCAUCAGCUGCAACUAAGAGGCAGACUAAGAAGCAACUACAUGGAUUAUCAUCUGCAUCAAAGUCGCGAGGAUCUGGAUCUGCCGGUGUUGGACUUAUCCUCGAUAAUCAAGGCUACUGAUCAUUUUUCAAACAACAAUAAGCUUGGAGAGGGAGGAUUUGGACCUGUUUAUAAGGGCCUGCUAGAAGAUGGAGUGGCAAUCGCUGUCAAACGAUUAUCAAGAACUUCACACCAAGGGAUGGAUGAAUUCAAGAAUGAAGUAAUCUGUAUUGCGAAACUUCAGCAUCGAAAUCUUGUGAAGCUCCUAGGAUAUUGCAUUGAAGAAGAAGAAAUGAUGCUAGUUUAUGAAUACAUGACCAACAAAAGUCUCGACUUAAUACUCUUCGAUCCUGAGAAAAGCAUAUUACUGGACUGGCCUAGGCGCUUCAACAUUAUUAAUGGCAUUGCUCGGGGACUUAUGUAUCUUCAUCAAGAUUCCCGCCUCCGAGUAAUCCACAGAGACCUCAAAGCCAGCAAUAUAUUACUAGAUUCUGACAUGAAUCCAAAGAUAUCAGACUUUGGACUUGCAAGAACUUUUAGAGGAAAUGAAAUUGGAGCCAACACAAACCGAGUAGUGGGAACAUAUGGGUACAUGUCCCCAGAAUAUGCUGGAGACGGCAUCUUCUCAGUGAAGUCAGACGUGUUUAGCUUCGGAGUUAUAGUCCUUGAGAUUGUCAGCGGUAAGAGAAAUAGGAGAUUUUGUUACGGUGAUGAGCAGCUCAACUUCCUUGGAUAUGCAUGGAUGCUAAACAGAGAAGAGAAGUCCGUGGAGUUGAUAGAUUCUUGCAUCAGAGAAUCAUGCAAUGUAUCACAAGCAUUGAGAUCAAUCCAUGUGGGUCUUUUGUGUGUUCAACAACACCCAGAUGAUAGGCCAACCAUGUCUUCAGUGGUACAGACGCUGAGCAAUGACGCCAUGAUUCUGCCUCAACCUAAACAUCCUGGUUUUUUCAUCCAAAGAGAGAUGAUAGAAACUAAGAUCUCAGCUACUUCAAGCACAGGAAGUUGUACAAACAGAAUCACCACUACUAGUGUGCUAGAGGGUCGAUAGAUUAUCUUUACGUUCGAGCAUGUUCAUCUAUAUAUAUAUCUGCCAAUCUUCACACAAUUCUUCUCGAGUCUGUGAGGUCUCUGAAUCUGAUUUGUGUGACUUUACAAGAUAUACACCUUACAAGUUCGUAAUUAACCUCGACAAUAUG
Messenger RNA from Salvia miltiorrhiza (redroot sage), 2632 nucleotides. RefSeq names its product G-type lectin S-receptor-like serine/threonine-protein kinase At4g27290. The record is from RefSeq and is a predicted model, not a curated record. Gene Ontology annotation, biological process: protein phosphorylation; recognition of pollen. The transcript is spliced from 7 exons. The coding region runs from base 1 to 2484 and encodes 827 amino acids. Gene Ontology annotation, molecular function: ATP binding; protein serine/threonine kinase activity. NCBI's taxonomy places the organism in Eukaryota, Viridiplantae, Streptophyta, Magnoliopsida, Lamiales, Lamiaceae.